AUGAGCCCUGAAUACCCCCCCCCCAAGCUCUACAGCUUGUGCCCUCCAUCCCUCAGCCGGUACUGGGUGCUGCGUGUGCCGAAUCCGACCCUGCUGGAAAACACCCGCUGGGAAACCGGGAUGAACGGCUCAGCGCCGGGGGGUCACCCUGGCGAGUGCGUGCCCAGUGACCCGGUGCAGUUCGUGCUGGUGCCCGCCGUCUACUGCUUGGUGCUGUGCGUGGGGCUGCCCGGCAACCUGGUGGCUUUGCUGGUCUUCCUGCAGAGCGGGAAGGUGAGGAAGGCCAUCCGCAUCUACCUCAUCAACCUCACGUUGGCCGACAUCCUCUUCAACCUCACCCUGCCCCUCUGGAUCCCCUACUACCUGGCUGGGGGGGACUGGCUGCUCUCGGAGGCCGCGUGCCGCCUGGCUGGAGCUGCCUACUACCUGGCAACCUACAGCGCCAUCACCUUCAUGGUGCUCAUCAGCUUCAACCGGUACUGCGCGGUGCGGGUGGCGCGGCGGGAGCUGCCGCUGACGGGGCGCCGAGGAGCCGCGCUGGCUUGCGCCAUGGCUUGGCUGCUGGGGCUGGGCUGUGCCGUGCCCACCUUGGCCACCCAACAGACCUUCCCUGCCCGCGCCGGGGCCACCGCCUGCUUCGAGCAGCACGGCCGGCAGCAAGCAUACGCCUACGCCACGGUGGCCUUCUUCGCCGUUGCCUUCUUGGUGGUGUUGGGCACCUACGCCUCCAUCGCCCGGGUGCUCUCGGCGCCCGCCGCCGCCUCGCCGGGCUCCCACCGGCAGCAGGCACGUGCCAUGGUGCUGGGGAUGCUGUUGGUCUUCGUGGUCUGCGUGGCCCCGUACCACCUCACGCUGGCGCCGUGGGUGGGCAGCCAGCCCCCCGUGCCCCUCUGCGGGCCGCCCACCGCUCUGGACGUGCUGCACGCGCUGAGCGUCGCCCUGCUCAGCCUCAACAGCUGCCUCGACCCCGUCGUCUACUGCUUCUCCAUCCAGCGCUUCCGCGCCGAUUUGGGACGGACCCUGCGCAAGAUCGGCCGGUGCCUCCCGCUCUCCCCGACGGCCCCCGCUGGGCCCACGCCCGGCGUCCGUGCGUCCUCCUUUGCUUCUUCGUAGCUCGGUGGGUGCUGGGGUCCUGCCCUCUGGCUGCCUGGGAUCCACGAUCCUGGUGGGAUGAGGUUCCCUGGAGCAGGGAUGGGGAGCAGCAUGGGGGGGCUCCAGCUCCAUGCACCCCACCUCCUCCGCCCACCCUCGCGCGUUCCCGUGCACUCGUGGGCGCACGGUUGCCAUUCAUGCACGGAUCCUGCCCUGCGCAUUCGCUGCCUGCCUGGCAAGGGGGGGCUGAGCUGCUGCCGGGGGAGGCUGAGCCGUGCUGGGAGAGGAUGGGGAAGGAACUGUAGAAUCACUAGGUUGGAAAAGACCUCUUAGAUCAUCGAGCCCAACCAUUCCUACCUCCCCAAGGGAUGCUGUCCCUUCCUGGGGGUCUCCAUCCCACGGGGACACGCACGAGGGAAGACGUCUGGUGUGUGAGCUGGGCUGUUGGUGCCCCACGGCAGCGUGCCCGAGCCGCGUGCCUGCAUCCUGCCUGCUCUCAGCUGCGAUUAAAAAUGA
Cuculus canorus (common cuckoo) is the source of this 1608-nucleotide messenger RNA. Its product is annotated as platelet-activating factor receptor-like. Gene Ontology annotation, cellular component: membrane. The record is from RefSeq and is a predicted model, not a curated record. NCBI's taxonomy places the organism in Eukaryota, Metazoa, Chordata, Aves, Cuculiformes, Cuculidae. Gene Ontology annotation, biological process: positive regulation of Rho protein signal transduction; phospholipase C-activating G protein-coupled receptor signaling pathway. Bases 1 to 1113 code for a protein of 370 amino acids. The transcript is spliced from 2 exons. Gene Ontology annotation, molecular function: G protein-coupled receptor activity.